Molecule: messenger RNA, 4842 nt
Organism: Myxocyprinus asiaticus (Chinese sucker)
Lineage: Eukaryota; Metazoa; Chordata; Actinopteri; Cypriniformes; Catostomidae
Product: sodium- and chloride-dependent GABA transporter 1-like
Exons: 15
Coding region: 264-2264 (666 amino acids)
Biological process (GO): sodium ion transmembrane transport; neurotransmitter transport
Cellular component (GO): cell surface; plasma membrane; axon
Molecular function (GO): gamma-aminobutyric acid:sodium:chloride symporter activity
Source: RefSeq, a predicted model, not a curated record
GCUGUUCGGUAGAUCCAGCACCACUCGCCCGUGGACAGCUCCCUCAGGACCGCUUUACAUGGACACAACACUCAUUUAUGUGCCAAGUCAUUUUGGAAGUUUACUACUCGGAGAGGAAUCUAAGGAUACCUCACUGCACGAAACACGGACACAUUCCCUUUGGGAAAGAAUCCAAAUUCACUGUUAACUGACGCGCUGUCUCGGGUUCGAGCGUGUGUUUGUGUGGAGCUGUGCUGCUGUCUGCGCGGACUGGUGCUGAAAUCAUGGCGACAAACAACACCAAAAGCACCGAUGGACAAGUUGUGACGGAACUCAGCGAGAUCACAACUAACGACAAACCCAAAGCAGAGGACGACAAACCCGAGAAAAAGAAGAAAGACAUUCCAGCUAGAGAAACUUGGGGCGGGAAGUUUGAUUUUCUGCUGUCAUGUGUGGGCUACGCCAUCGGACUGGGCAAUGUGUGGAGAUUUCCGUAUCUGUGCGGGAAAAACGGCGGCGGGGCUUUCUUGAUCCCUUAUUUUUUGACGCUCUUUUUUGCGGGAGUUCCUCUGUUUUUUCUUGAAUGCGCUCUUGGACAGUACACAUCCAUUGGCGGCCUUGGGGUUUGGAAACUGGCUCCAAUGUUCAAAGGUGUUGGUCUUGCUGCUGCUGUUCUAUCAUUCUGGCUGAACAUUUACUACAUUGUCAUCAUUGCUUGGGCUCUGUACUACCUAUACAACUCCUUUACCACUGAGCUUCCAUGGAAAACGUGUAACAAUCCAUGGAACACAGAGAGAUGCUAUACAAACUACAGCAUAGUAGACACCACCAAUCUCACUAGUGCUGUCAUGGAGUUUUGGGAACGAAAUGUGCAUCAAAUGACAGAUGGCUUAGAAAAACCUGGUGAGAUUCGCGCUCCACUUGCAAUAACACUGGCCAUUGCCUGGGUCCUCGUCUACUUCUGUAUCUGGAAAGGCGUGAGCUGGACUGGAAAGGUUGUGUACUUCUCAGCCACCUACCCAUACUUCAUGUUGUUCAUUUUGUUCAUUCGUGGAGUGACACUGCCCGGGGCAAAGGAAGGAAUCUUGUUCUACAUCACUCCUAAUUUCGAGAAGCUGAAAGAAUCUGAGGUUUGGCUGGAUGCUGCAACGCAGAUCUUCUUCUCAUAUGGUUUGGGUCUAGGCUCUCUUAUUGCUCUAGGCAGCUACAACCCUUUCCAUAACAAUGUGUACAGGGACUCCAUCAUUGUGUGCUGUAUAAAUUCCUUCACUAGUAUGUUUGCUGGAUUAGUGAUUUUUUCUAUUGUGGGCUUCAUGGCACACGUGACAAAGAGACCAAUCGCUGAUGUAGCUGCAUCGGGUCCUGGUUUGGCGUUCUUAGCUUAUCCAGAAGCUGUGACGCAGUUACCCGUCUCACCAUUGUGGGCUAUUCUCUUCUUCUCCAUGCUGCUGAUGCUGGGAAUUGACAGUCAGUUCUGUACAGUGGAGGGCUUCAUCACUGCUCUGGUGGACGAGUUCCCACGGCUGCUCAGGAACAGGAGAGAAAUCUUCAUCGCAUGUGUGUGUGUGGUGUCCUACGCCAUCGGUCUGUCAAAUAUUACACAGGGUGGCCUCUAUGUGUUCAAACUCUUCGAUUAUUACUCGGCCAGUGGAAUGUGUCUGCUCUUUCUGGUUUUCUUUGAGUGUAUCUCAAUCUCCUGGUGCUAUGGUGUGAACAAGUUCUAUGAUAACAUCCAGGAAAUGAUUGGGUACAAGCCUUGUGUAUGGUGGAAAUUGUGCUGGAUUUUCUUCACCCCUCUGGUUGUUGCUGGUGUGUUCCUCUUCAGUGCGGUGCAAAUGGUUCCUCUUACGAUGAACAACUAUGUGUUCCCUAAAUGGGGUCAGGGGGUGGGCUGGCUCAUGGCCCUGUCCUCUAUGGUCCUCAUUCCUGGUUAUAUGGUCUACAUGUUCCUCACCCUGAAGGGCACUUAUAAAGAGCGCAUAAGGAUAAUGCUACAGCCUCCUGCAGUGAGGCGCGCUCAGGAGAAUGGGCCAGAGCAACAGCAGCUGCAAUCACUGCCACAACAACCGGAGCAAUCACCGCAGCAACAGAAAUCACCCCAACAACCGCAGCAACCAGACCAAACACCACAGCAACCAGAACAACCGCAGAAGCUGCAAUCACCACAGCAACCGCAACCACCGCAGCAACCACAACAACCACUUCAACCACAGGAGCCAUCUCAACCACAGGUGCAGGCUGAAAAUUCUUCUCCAGCUAACCCUGGCAGUGAUGCCAAUGUGUAAAAGUAGUGUAGGUGAACCCCAGCAGAGAGCAAUCAAAGAUUAAAAACACAGUGGACUUCCAUGUUUAUACAGUAAUAGAAUCAUCUACCUCCAGGGGUCAUACAUAAGCAAGAUAAACAUUUAAAAAAAUAAAUAAUAAAAAAGUAAAAAAAAAAAAAAAUAACACAAACACACAAAAAACGUUUUGCAUUUGUAAAACUUACACGGAAAUCUGUAAGCUUCCCAAAUGCAAAGCAAAGAGUGUCUGUGCUAAAAAUGACUUAUAUACUAUGUAUUAUGUGAAUCUGUCUCUACUAAGGUUAUACUGUGAGUUAGAUUUAAGGACAGUGCACUGCUUCGCAAUGCAUAAGCUAUAUCUGUGAGAUGUGAUAGACUGUUUCCAUGUUGCACUGGGGACUAAAUCGCUGAGGGCACACGAGCAUCAAAGAGAAAAAGGGCGAGAUUAUGUUAUGUUCUGGGUCAUUUGGAAGAACCAAGGUGUAUCAAGCAAGCCCUGUGCCUGAAGCACAAAACAUUUUCAUCACCCUUGGGUGACCCACUAUGUGUUGUUUUAUAUUUUUGUUGAGAGAGACUGUUACUAUUUUAUUUUUAUUUUCUGAGAGUAAAAACGAGAAACUACUUGUCUGUGACAAACAUUUUUAGAAUUCUUUUUAGAAUGCUUUGUACUUUAUUGUUGUGACCAAGGACCAAAAUCAUAGACUAAAGCAAAAACUAAUCUAUGCCAGGCAGAGUGUAGUUUGUAAAGCACAUGGUACAAAAAUACAGAAAAAGAGAAAACAGCAAAACACAGGGUGAACAUUUUUCAAAUACAGAUUAUUGACAAGUACUGUCAAUUCAGUGUCCUGUUUACAUGCCCCUCAGGAAUAUCAAAAACAAUAAUCAAAUCCCAGACAUGGCUCUAACCCAGAGUUUAUAUGAAGGCCUUAAGCCUGUGAUACACUGAUCAAUGGAGCUGCAAUGUUCAGCUAUAUUUGCAUUGCCAUCAGUUAAUUCAUGUGCCAAAAUGUUGAAUCAGUACAGUGUUUAGAAGAAAAAAAAAAAAGAAAAAGAAAAAAAAAUAGCUAUAACUAGCCACUUGAAGGUUUACACUACUAGACUGUGCCAUACUUUCUUGGAAAAGUAUAUAAAAUAUGAUCUUGAUAAAAAAAAUAAAAAAAAAUUUUUAAGUUAGUAGCACAUACUAAAUAUAUUAAGGCCCCCCCCCCCCCCCUCCACCCAAAAGCACAAGACAAAGUAUACACAGACGGCUCUAAUGGUAGGGCAAUGGUGUAGCAACAGUUUGCGUCAAAGGCAGCUAGCUAUAUAUUGGUCAUCUUAAACAUGUUUACUAAAGGGAGAUAAGUACCUACAUGAAAUGUGAAAUUGCUAUGUCCUGUGAAUUUUGUACAAAAUUACUUUACUGCCAUUUUUUCUGGAACUUUAUUGUAAAAUUGUAUUGUGUAAAAGAUGUAACCGUGAAUGUCUGUAUUCCAUUUUUAAGUUCUUGUCUAAAUGUUGAAAUAUUUGAAAAACAAUUGCUGUUUUCUGCAAUAAUAUUUUGAUCUCUGAAACCGAAGCACAUACCUUAUGGAAAUUAUGAGAAGUGAGUGAUGAUGAUGAUGAUGAUGAUUAUAAAAAGGAUUAUAAAACAAAUAGAAUUUAUGUCUCGUAAGAAAUAAUAUUGUUUUGUAUAUUUUUAACUGUUACACUGCCUAAAACAAAUUAUACAUAGGACAUGUAUUUAAAUGGUGUCAUAUGAAAAAAGCACGAUUGUUAUGUAAAAUGUAUGAAUAAACAUAGAAAUAUUUGUAGUCUACAAUGUGCGUUGAAUUUCAGUGUUCACUACAGAAGUCUGUGUUACAAAGACAAGAUAAUUCUUUUUCAAACAGAGCAAAUAAAAACAUCAAAGAAUGCACUAUAAUAACAAAUAAGCCGUAAUUACCUGGGCUGAAAAAAUGAACGUUUAUGAUGCACAGAUCCUAAUGAAUGGGCAAAGCAAUGAAACAGGUCAUAUUUCAGCUCUUUUUGCUGUAUUAUUCAUAUUCUGUAGUUGAUCAUCAUAGAUAGCCCCUUGGGUUAUAAUCAAAGAAAAUAAAGAAUAUAAAAAUACAUACAUGAAGGUGGUCAGAAACUGGCAGAAUUUAUAGCAUGGAGUGCAAACCGACAAUUUAAGAGAGACAAUUACUGCUAUUUUUUUUUUUUUUUUUUUAAAUAAGCACUGAGUAGUACUGUUUAAAUUUCAACAUCUGAGUUUAUAACAUUUAUGUUAUGUUAAUAAUAUGUUCCUUCUGUUGAAUCGAUUUAAAAAUGUGAUUUGAAAACUGUUGUUCUCGUCAUGUUUGACUCAUUACAAAGGAUUUGUGCCUUAAUUGAGAGAACAACAGAAAAAAAGCCGGAAGUGAUAAAAAAAAAAUAAAAAAAUGUUACAAGAAGUAAUUUCAUUUAUUUUGUGUGGUUGUAUAAAGGUAAUUUCCACAUUCGUGCAUCAAUUGUCUGUCUGAGGUUCAUGUUCAAAACUGUAAUGAUGGUGAAAUAGUGGCCUAGUCAUGCAGUAUAACGACCAGGCAAAAGUGUGAAGAAACAACACAUCCAUAAUUUG